Messenger RNA from Dreissena polymorpha, 1389 nucleotides. Its product is annotated as prominin-1-A-like. Gene Ontology annotation, cellular component: membrane. Lineage: Eukaryota; Metazoa; Mollusca; Bivalvia; Myida; Dreissenidae. The record is from RefSeq and is a predicted model, not a curated record. The transcript has 15 exons. The coding region runs from base 10 to 1311 and encodes 433 amino acids.
UUAUUUGGGAUGAUUUCCGAAUAUGACGUCUAUCGAGUAUACUUCGGCUGGGGUCUGUCCGGUCUGUUCUCGGUGAUAGUGGUCAUCUCGCUGCUGGGAAUCUGCUGCGGCUGUAUCGGUCAGGACUCCGAGAAACUGCCAACGGAGCGGUCAUGCAUGUCGCACUGCGGGGGCCGCCUGCUGAUCAUCCCGGUGGUAAUGAUGUUCUUCGUUGGGUCCCUGCUAAUGAUUCUGACCACGCUGACUUUUGUGGUGGGAGGCAAUAUGGAGAAGCUGUGUCAGCCGCUACUCGACCUUUCCAUGUUCAAAGAUUUUGUUGAUGCAGGAUCAAUAAGUGGAUUUACACUUGGAGAGCUGCUGCACCAGAACGCAUCAAUUGGCAUCGGAUUUUAUCCUUUACUUCUGGGAUGUCGAGCCAACAAGGCUGUAUUUAAACUUCUAGCUCUGGACGAGUUACUCCCACUACAGGAGUUUUUGAAUUUCACAAAGUACACGUCUCAGAUGCAGGGACAGAUGGACGACAUGAAGAACAUAGACCUGUCUCAGUUUGCCAUCCUCACGCCUGAAAUGAAGACCGCACUCACGGAUCUGCAGAAAUCCGGCGUCAACGACAUCGACUUCGCCGCCAUUAAUGCAUCGCUUGAUCAGAACCCUUGUUCAGUGGAUUUCGCCGCAAUGAUUUCCGGUAUGAAGUCGGUGCGGGACUCGUGCUCCGGUGCGGCCUAUUCCUCCUGGAACAAACAUAUCUCCGACCUGAGCACCAUACGAGAUGUCAAGUGUCCGGCUGUAUCCGCGUCCCAGACGACAUUGAAGUCUUCAAUGGCUGUGCUGGCGAAACAUCUGUCCGGUCUAAAUGCGCGGAUAAACAACACGUUAGAAGCGGCACAAAAGGCGGACGAUCAGAUGAAGAAUAAUUUUACAGGCGUUUUCGCGCAGGCGAUUGAAGACUUUGCAAACAGAGUCAUUAAUUACAUCCAACAAUUUGCAGAAAAGGCUGUUGACAUGGCUUACAACGACGUUGGCCGUUGCCUGCCUCUCUGGAACCUGUACGAUUCGUUUACAACAAUCCUAUGCAGCUACAUGGUUCAGUCGCUGAACGCGUUCUGGUUUGGCACCGGUUGGGGUCUGCUGUUCUUCAUCCCCGUGAUGGUGCUGUGUAUGAAACUCUCCAAGUACUACCGCCGUAUGGACAGCCAGGAAGGCUUUAAGGAGGAGGAAGAACCGCUGGAUGAAGACAUUGACGAUUUCGGUAUGCGGUAUGAUUUACUGAAGAAAAACAAAGUUGCCCCUAAUCCGGAAUAUAUGGACUGAGUCAGAGAAGUAGUAAUGUGGAAAUGACGCUAGACGAUGUUGUAAUUUGUUGGUUGUGUUAUUUUUAUGCAAAAUUAA